AGCGCGCGGGGUUGGCCUAAUUGGCAGAGGGCGGAGCUCAUGGGCGGGGAGUCUCGGAAGCACUCGCUUACUGGCUCGGAGCUCUCGGUCCGUCGCUAGACCGUUCCCCGGCGUUUCUGCGCUACUGCCUGCUGCGAGCCCCGGGACUCCGUAGGUGCUCGGCUUCCUCGUUGCCGGCUUGGGCUUCGUACUCCGCCCGCCUGCCCAGAUCGAGCGGGGCCGGAACAUGGCGGCGUCAGGCCUGGAUCAUCUAAAAAAUGACUACCGAAGAAGAUUUUGCCGGCCUUCCAGGGCACCUGACAUUAAUACUAACCAAAACCAGAACAUGCUGGAAAUCUUACAAAACUGUUUUGAAGAAAAAAGUCUCAUUGAUGACAUUAUUACAAAUUCUACAAAAGCAGAGCUUUAUUCAACUCCCAAAAUGAAAACCAGUUGUACUAAGUCACCAAGCAAAGAUUGCCAGAAAUCACAUCCAGGGUCAUUUCCAAUUUCUUCAAGAAAGAAAGAAGCCUCUCUGCAAGGCAUUUUAGAACCCAGUGAAGCUGCCAGCAGAUCAGUUCAGGCCCAUGGAAUUUAUCAGAAAAUUCUGGCAGCUGAUGUUUGUUCUAAGAGUACACCUGACUUGACAAAAAACUCAGGUAAAAAACUAAGUGGUCUUUGCCCUGAAGCUGAUGAAGAAUUUUACAUAUCAGUUGGCUCGCCCACUGUUCUUUUGCAUGAAAAACCAUCUGAAUCGCAAAAUGCUGUUUCAUCUACCCAAAAGAGAGAAACUUAUACUUUUGGAAAUUCAGAACAUACGCUGUCUUCAAGUACAGAGAUUUCUCUUAAAACCAAAAAAAGGUUAAACUUUGAAGAUAAAUAUAUUUUGAAAAAAGUAGAGAGAGAGACUAACAAGUCAGAAGUAGAAGAUAAAGUAUCAGGACAACAAGAAAGGAGACGAUCAGAAACAUCUCCAAAAAGAGUACAAGAUACAGAAUAUGAAGUUCAAUCCCAAGCUAAAAAGAGUUUUUCAAAAUUGUUUUUAGAAACUGUAAAGAGAAAAGGUGAAUCCAGUCCCAUUGUUAGGCAUACAGCAAUGGCUCCAUCUCAUUUAUCUCCUCCAAAUGAUACAAAAUUGUUGGAAGAUGAAUUUAUAAUUGAUAAGUCAGAUAGAAGUUUUGCCUCUCAAUCUUGGAUUACAAUACCAAGAAAGAGUAGACCUUUGAAACAACAUACAGUAUCCUCUGUUGAGAGCACUGCAGUCCUUCAAUGUGAGAAGCCAAGAGAACAUCAGAGUGUAUUACCUGUGACUCUGACAAGUGACAAACAUUUACAUAAAGCUCACCCAGAAGAGAAAUCUGAGCCUCUUAAUGAAAAGAAACCAAGUACAAGUUGUACUUUGACGGAUGAAUUGGAAAGUAAUUGUAGAUCUAUAAAAAUGUAUUCUGAGAAAGCUGAAAAACCAUCUGGAAACAAAAGGACUACAAAGAAAAAACAGAAAAGAAAAUUGAAGACCAGUGUAGUUGAAGAACAGCCUGAUACAGGACAGACUAAAGAUGAAAAUAUGUCACAUAUUGCCCAAGACAAGUUACCAAGAAAUUCAGACAGAAUUACUGAAGGUUGUGAAGAGAUGAGAAACGGUCACAAUGCCAAAAAAGAGAUGCCUCCUGUGGAAAAUAUGAAAACAAAAUGUAGCACCAAAAAAGAUAAGAAAGAAUCCAGAAAGAAGCAUUUUUCCAGUGAGUCUAAGAGGAAGAAACUUGUACCUGAAGAAAUGACUUUGACUAUCACGAGAAGUCACAGAGUUUCUAGGCGUCCAUCUGAUUGGUGGAUGAUAAAUGCAGAGGAAAGUCCUGUUCAUAGCAAUUCAGUAAGAAAUGAUAUAUUGGUGUAUCACAACAGUAGACAAAAACCUUCUAAGAAAAUUGUGAAAAAAACUAUUCUAUCAAAAAGACAGAAGACAUCUACUCAACGCAGCUCAAGAGUACAAAAGUUUUUAAAUGUUAAAGGUUCUGGAAGUAUUAUUGGCCAUGAUGAACUAAAGGCUCAGACCAGUGAAGAUACAUGCAAGACACCAGGAGAGUCUAAUUUGGAUUCUGGAGAGUCUAAAACUUCAGUUUUAGAAGAAAGUGGACCUUCUAGGCUCAACAAUUAUUUAAUGUCCAGAAAGAAUAAUUCUGCUGUGAAUAAUGAGGUUCAAGAAAGUGUAGACGACUCAAGAGUAAAAGGAUCCAAAGUGGCACCAAGGAAUGAAGUGCAUCACAAAUUAGUAUUACCUUCCAACACACCAAAUGUUCGCAGGACCAAGAGAAUACGUUCAAAACCUUUGGAAUACUGGCGAGGAGAGCGAGUAGAUUAUCAAGAAACACCAUCAGGAGGACUUGUGAUUGGUGGAAUACUAUCCCCAGAAACAGUAAUAUCUAAAAGGAAGGCAAAAGGAAAUGUGGGAAAAGUCAACAAAAUAUUAGUGCUAAAUCUGGAUAUACCCCUAGGAGAUCCUUUCCAGCCAACUCAAGUAAAGGACCCAGAAACAAGAGAGAUUAUUCUCAUGGAUCUUAUAAGGCCACGAGAUACAUACCAAUUUUUUGUUGAGCAUGGCGAGUUAAAAGUAUAUAAAACAUUGGAUACACCCCUUUUUUCUACUGGGAAGUUGGUAUUAGGACCAUAUGAAGAAAAGGGAAAGCAGCAUGUUGGUGAAGAUAUACUGGUUUUUUAUGUUAAUGUUGGUGACCUUUUGUGUACCUUACAUGAGACACCUUAUAUGAUAACUACUGGGGAUUCAUUUUAUGUUCCUUCAGGUAAUUACUACAACAUCAAAAAUCUCCUGAAUGAGGAAAGUAUACUUCUGUUUACUCAAAUAAAGAGAUGAAAUGACAAGUCUAAUCUCUACAGAAACGGGCUGAGACACGUCUCAGGAUGUUCCCAUCCUUGAACUAUUCCUUCAAGGGAAGACAAACAGGAUUGCAGCUAUGGGAAGUAUGACAGGGGGCGCGAUCUCUUCUUGGAGCAGAGUCAGCAGCACAAGCAAACUAUCUCGGGAAUGACCUCUCAUACCCUUCAGCCACAGCCUGCUGGGCCUGCAAGAUUAGUAAACUUGAAUGUGUGACUCUUUGCCAAGAGGAUCUUCCCUUAACUUCAUGUCAUUGCAGCUUGGACAUUUGUCUCUAAAAUGUUCGCCAUCACUGUUACCUAUAACAGGCCCUUCCUCUGUCUCUGGCUUUCUUGUUAUCCUCUCUCUUUCCCUCUUCCUUCUUCUUUCUUCUCCCCCUCCCCCUUCUCCUCCCUCUCUCCCUCUCCCUCUGGGCCUUCUGGCCAACAUGAGAUGAGCAGUUUUGUUCCACCAUGUGCUGUUGCCUUGAAGUUCUGCUUUGCAAGCCCAGAAACAGUACAGCCAUGUAACCAUGGGUGGCAACCUCUGAAAUUGAGCCAAAGUAAGUAUUUCUUUCUUGAACUGAAUUCUCUUGCCUACUUUGUUAGCAUUUAUUUGACCAUGUUUCUAGGUACUGUAUUGAUCCUAUUAGAUAUUUGGUGAAAUGGUGACAUUUGAAUGUUAAUUUUUCAGUCAGAUUUGGGAGGUUGGGGCUAAUAUUUAACUUUCUUUUCUCCUUUAUCUUGCCUCUCUUCCUCAUUGCACAUAUUUUGGAGUGCUUUUUUGUUGUCUCAGAUCUUCGAAGCUCUAUUUUUCCCAAUUUAUUAAGUUUGAUAUUUUUGUUGAUAUAUCUUUAAAUCACACUAGUUUACUAUGUCCAAUUUGCUAUUGAGCUCAUCUAAUAAAGAUUUACAUUUCAAAUUUUAGUUAUUUUGCUUUAUAGCC
Messenger RNA from Heterocephalus glaber (naked mole-rat), 3793 nucleotides. The record is from RefSeq and is a predicted model, not a curated record. NCBI's taxonomy places the organism in Eukaryota, Metazoa, Chordata, Mammalia, Rodentia, Bathyergidae.